This is a messenger RNA of Spea bombifrons (plains spadefoot toad), 2526 nucleotides long. RefSeq names its product vomeronasal type-2 receptor 26-like. The record is from RefSeq and is a predicted model, not a curated record. The transcript is spliced from 6 exons. The coding region runs from base 1 to 2526 and encodes 841 amino acids. Lineage: Eukaryota; Metazoa; Chordata; Amphibia; Anura; Pelobatidae. Gene Ontology annotation, cellular component: membrane. Gene Ontology annotation, biological process: G protein-coupled receptor signaling pathway. Gene Ontology annotation, molecular function: G protein-coupled receptor activity.
AUGAGAUUGCAGAAAUACAUAGCAAGGAACCAGAGUCCAUUCCUGCAUACAGAAUCUCUCCAGACCUCAUCAAAUUUCGAGGUCGACACUGGUGGACUCUCCUCUUCACCCCACAGGUUUUCGCUUGCGUUUAAGUCAGGGAACUGGGAUGGCCAAGAUGGUCAACCUAAUCCUCAGUUCUACAGACAUCUCUUGGCUUUCGUUUUCGCCGUUGAUGAGAUAAACAGUAAUCCAUAUAUUUUGCCCAAUGUGACUCUGGGAUACCAUGUCCUUGAUUCCUGUGGACAUGUGAACAAGGCUGUAGAGAAUGUGUUGCACAUACUAUCUGGACCCGUUAAAACCGUCCCUAAUUACUCGUGUAGGAAAUAUAGCAAAGUGGUUGGAGUUAUUGGCGACCUGUCUUCACAAACAUCCUUACACAUUGCGAACAUAAUGAAUUUAUACGGAUUCCCUCAGAUCAGCUACGGAGCAACAGAUCCUGUUCUAUCCAACAAACGUUUGUAUCCAAAUUUCUAUCAGACCCUUCAGAAUGACCAGGCCCAGUUUGAUGCCAUUGUAAAGUUACUCAGAUAUUUUGGUUGGAACUGGGUGGGUAUCAUUGCCUCGGAUGAUGACAGCGGAGAAACGCAGCGUCGGGAGCUGGAGAAAAUGGCUGCCAUCCAUGGAAUAUGUAUCGAGUUCUCCUUACAGUUACCUCCCAAUAAAUACUAUAAACGUAUAGAGGUUAUAAAUAGAAACAGACGUAUUAUUAACAGAGCAACCUCGCAGAUUGUGAUACUCUGCGGCACAGCAUCGUACCGCUCCAUGUAUUUGUUCACGGAUGAAAGUGGAGACAUUCACCAAAAGACUUUUAUAAUCCCUGCCAGCUGGAAUGUUAUCAUUUACAAUAGAAAUGAGUCUUCCUUUCCAUUUAAUGGUAGUCUGGUAUUUACACGUCCUGAUAAAAUGAUUCCUAGUCUUCAGAAUUUUCUAGAAAAUGUCAGGCCAUCAAAUCGACCCAAUGACAUUCUACUUGAAGAUAUACGGGCAUAUUACUUUAACUGCUUAACAUCAAAUCCAGUCUGGAAUGGAGUAAUACAAUACUACUUCAAAACCGGUUACAGAAAUUGUAGCGCGACGGAGGGAAUCAUUAAACUUGGCCGACAGUACUAUGACACUGUUAGAUUUGGAACCACGUAUCACGUAUACAAAGCAGUUUAUGCCAUGGCUUCUUCUUUGCAUGAAAUGCAAUUAUACAUUAUCAGGAAUCCAGAGAACCCUUUACCUACGUAUCAGCAGUUUUUAAGGAAAGUUCACUUCAGAGAUCCUACCGGAGAAGAGGUCUACUUUAAAGAAAAUGGAGAGAUGCCCUCAGUGUAUCAUGUAAAGAAUCAGAUUUUUUUACCAAAUGGAAACAACAUAGAAAAACAUGUUGCAAUCAUUGAUCUAUCGGCUCCGGAAGGGAAACAGCUCAACAUUCGCCAGAGGCUAAUAACUUGGAAAUAUAAUACCAAGGAGGUUCCUUAUUCUCGUUGUUCCAAAGACUGUCUUUCUGGAUAUAGAAGGGUUUUACAAAGGGGAAAGCACACCUGCUGCUUCGACUGCGUCCAGUGCUCAGAGGGAGAGAUCUCCAAUAAAAUAGACAAAGACUCUUGUCAAAAAUGUGCAGAUGACCAGUGGCCAAAUGAGAAGAAGGACAAAUGCGUUAAGAAGCCCACUGAGUUUUUAUCAUAUGAUCAGGAUGCAGUUGCCAUGGUUCUUUGUAUAAUCUCUGUUACCUCAUCUGUCAUAACCUGCAUUAUUUUAGGUAUAUUUAUUUUAUACCAGGACACUCCCAUUGUUAAAGCCAAUAACCGUAAUCUGAGUUUCGUCCUCCUGGUUUCCCUCAUCCUGAGCUUCCUCUGUGUGUUUCUGUUCCUCGGUCGUCCUGAGGAUGUAACCUGCAUGCUGCGACAAACUGCUUUUGGGGUCAUCUUCUCAGUAGCUGUGUCUUCUCUGUUGGCCAAAACUCUCAUGGUCUGCAUCGCGUUCAAGGCCACCAAACCCGGCAGCAAGUGGAGAAAAUAUAUUGGAGUCAAAAUACCCAAUUUUGUUGUGUUUAUCUGUUCAUUUAUUCAGGUUGUCAUUUGCAUCUGCUGGUUGUCUAUUUCCCCUCCAUACCAAGAAAUGAACAUUCACUCCUACCCUGGAAAGAUCAUUAUUCAGUGUAAUGAGGGGUCAGUGGUUGCCUUUUACACUGUUCUGGGGUACAUGGGAUUCCUGGCCGCUGUGAGUUUCGUUGUCGCUUUCCUGGCCAGGAAAUUGCCGGACAGUUUUAAUGAAGCCAAAUACAUCACCUUCAGCAUGCUGAUCUUCUGUAACGUCUGGAUCUCUUUUAUCCCGGCUUAUAUGAGCGUUAUGGGCAAAAACACAGUGAUUGUAGAGAUUUUUGCUAUAUUAACUUCUAGCGCUGGGAUUCUUGGUUGUUUAUUUUUUCCUAAAUGCUGCAUUAUUCUUCUAAGGCCAGAUAUGAAUUCAAAGAAACACCUGCUAAGAUUGGAAUGUUAA